AUGGGAAGCACUCACGGAAAAGAUCGCUGUGAGGAAACUUCAGCGAAAAAUCCUCUUCCUGAUCAGUCACGAAUCGAUGUUAAACGUCGAACUAUCUUACCUUAUGACCUCUUGUCGAGUGAUAACCCUGGCUCGGUGAUUUCUCAGCCUCCACUCAAAGGACCAAAUUAUAAUGAGUGGGCAACAAACUUGCGCAUGGCACUUAAGGCAUGGAAAAAGUUUGGCUUCGUUGAUGGUUCUAUCCCACAGCCACCUCAAGACUCUCCAGACUUCGAUGAUUGGUACUCCGUUAAUACUGGACAAUGCGUUCAACGCAUUAAAGCUGAGCUCGCCACUUGCAGACAACAUGGAUUAUCGAUCGAACAAUAUUACGGCAAGCUUAUGAAACUUUGGACCUCUCUCGCAAAGCACCGUAUCCCCAAAAACUGCGGCUGUCCUGUUGGUGAGAAUUUGGAAAAAGAAAGAGAAGAAGACCGUCUUCACGAGUUUCUCAAGGGUCUUGAUGAAUCUCUUUAUGGAUCAGUGAAAUCUAAUUUUCUGUCACGAGACCCAUUGCCUUCUCUGGAUGUCGCAUAUAGUGCUCUCUUACAAGAUGAAGACUCCAAACACACUACUCGUGUCUUGGACAAACGAGUUGAUCAUAUGUCCCAUGCUGUUAGGACAAACUCUGUUCCUGCGACAUCCUCCGGAACCUCUCUGUCUCGCGAAGGGAGAAUGAAGCUUCACUGCAACAGCUGUGGCCGCAAAGGACAUCUCGCCGCAAAUUGCUUUUGUUCCCUUGGUUAUCCUGAGUGGUGGGGAGAUAGACCUCGCACACGCCUUCCUUCUGGAAACAAUGGUGGACGAGGGAACACUACUGCAACUCGCCCCACAACUUCAGAACCUGUACGUGCACAUGCUGUGACACAUUCUUCUCAGACAAAGCACUAUGUGCAUGCUCUUACGUCCGCGGACCGAGUGGGACUUAUGGGUUUGACUGAAACCCAGUGGAAUACGUUGGUUACGAUGCUUAAUGAACACAAACUAACAACCAAUACACUUUCUGGUAAGUCUACUUUCUCCUCUUGGAUAGUCGAUUCAGGUGCGACGAACCACAUGACCGGUUCCCUUGCCUUAUUAUCUGAUAUUCGGGAAACUGUCCAAUUACCUGUUAAGCUACCAGAUGGUCGCAUUACACUUGCAACACAGCGCAAAACAGUCACUGACAAAAUUGGAUUGAUAGAGGACCGCAUUACCAAGAUUCUGAUUGGAGUGGCUGAGGAGUCAGGCAGCUUGUACUUUCUGCGAGGGAUGGAGUUUGCAAACGCGAUGCAUCAGGAGAAACCAGUGACUUCGGAUUUGAUGACUACUCUUGUAGUGUUUGGCUUUACUUAUUACCAACAAAGCAACACGUUACUCAAUCACUCAAGAACUUCAUCACCAUGGUUCAAGUUCAGUCAUACACGUAUUCGUAAGAUUCGCAGUAACAACGGUACUGAGUUCAUGUGCUUAUCGGCAUACUUUCAAGAGCACGGUAUACUACAUGAAACCUCAUGUGUUGGUACUCCACAACAAAAUGAUAGAGCAGAACGAAAACAUCGACAUAUCCUCAAUGUUGCACGCGCACUACAGUUUCAGGCUUCUCUUCCUAUUGAGUUCUGGGGAGAAUGUAUUUUAACUGCAGCACACCUGAUUAAUCGCGCUCCAACUGAUGUGCUUCGCGGCAAAACUCCUUUUGAACUGCUUUACAAUAGGGCUCCACCGAUAUCUCACUUACGUAUCUUUGGUUGCACGGAUUAUGCUCAUAAUCAGAACCAUAAAGGAGAUAAAUUUGUCUCACGAAGUAUCAAAGGAGUAUUUAUUGGAUAUCCUUCUGGCAAAAAGGAUUUUCCAUAUGCUACUGGUUCCCGACUCUCCGAGUCACCUGGUACAAGCUCGAUCUCACAAGCUUCUCCGGAUCUUAUGUCUCCUUUACACUCUGUUCCGCAAGAACCUGAAACGGAACAGCGUGCUACUCAUGAAACCGCUGCAACAGAACCGCACGCGUCCUCUAACUUUCCUGCAAUGAGUACAUCUUCUCCCGCGUCAGACUCGGAUACAGCAGUGGUCUCAACAGCUACAGCUUGUUCUUUGGACUCACCAGUCGAAACAGCGCAGCCCGCAACUGUCGCACCAGAACAAUCUGCUCAUUCACCCGACUCUGCCUUACCCACUAAUACUGAUACAGAGCAAACUUCUGACACCGCUAUAGGUCAAACCAAUAUGCAUGCCUUGGUUGACGCUGAAACACCUACUAUGGCAACAGAGCCAUUACCUACCAUUUCUCCAAUACACGAGCUUGGGCGUGGUCUACAAACAAAGAACAUACCAGCUAAGCUACAAAACUAUGUCCUACAAACUAUCACACCAUUUGUGUUUCGUUCUUCGAAGGUUCCGUAUGCACUUGAAUUUUAUGUUGAUUGUUCGAGAUUUUCUGAAAGUCAUUGUCACUUUCUCUCGGCUAUCUCAUCAUUUAAAGAACCUACUUCUUAUCGUCAAGCGAUACUAGAUGAGAUUUGGCGUAACUCGAUUCAGGAUGAAUAUGUGGCCCUGGAAGAGAAUGGCACUUGGAUCGUUGUUGACUUACCUCCGGAUAAACACGCUCUCAGCUGCAAAUGGAUUUUUAAAUACAAAUUUAGAGCAGAUGGGACUUUGGAAUGCCCUAAAUCAAGGUUAGUUGUCUGUGGAAACAGCCAGGUUGAGGGUGAGGAUUAUGAAGAAACCUUUGUGUCUGUUGCAAAGAUGACUAUGGUUCGAACUUUUCUUCAAAUCGCAGCAUCUCGUAACUGGGAGAUUCAUCAAAUGGAUGUUCAUAAUGUGUUUCUUUCACGGUGA
Molecule: messenger RNA, 2853 nt
Organism: Brassica oleracea var. oleracea
Lineage: Eukaryota; Viridiplantae; Streptophyta; Magnoliopsida; Brassicales; Brassicaceae
Exons: 5
Coding region: 1-2853 (950 amino acids)
Biological process (GO): DNA integration
Molecular function (GO): zinc ion binding; nucleic acid binding
Source: RefSeq, a predicted model, not a curated record